UCUUUAAUCCAAUCUAUUACGAUAUGAAAUUUCGCCGUUCUUUCUUUUAAUCGUUUUUCGAGAAAAUGGCGGCGUCUUCUGCCAAAUUUCUUGUACACCAAAAUCAAAAUAAAGCAAAUUCUUCUAGAGUCGAUAAAAUUGUAGGCGAUUAUAGAAAAAAUAUUGAGUUUGCAGAUUCACCAUACCACAGAAUUGGAAAUGGAAAUUACGUGGAAAACUUUGCCUUAAGAAAUGACGAAUAUACAAAGAAAGAGGAGGAAUAUGUUGAUAAAAUUCGGAAUAAAAGCGGCAGUGACAGAAGGUCAGCAACAACAGGCUCAGGCUUUGGAGAAGAUGGUAGUGAAGCCUUUGUUGACAUUGAGGACGUGAUUUCCACUAAAACAGUUAUUGUUAAUAACAAAGGUGGUGCCAUCAGUAGGGGUGACAACAAACCUAGUGAUCUGAAAACACACUUUGGAGGUGAUAACAUCACCGCUUCAGCUGAAGUAAACAACAAUAAUUUGAGAGAUACAACGUAUUCCGCUAAGCACAGAUACAUUGCUGCACCGAAGAAUUUAGAAAGCGCCUACCACUACAAUGUGGACACAAAUAUAAAAUUGGCAUAUCAAUUUCAAAAUCAAAAUAAACAAGAACAAAAUACACAGGCAAUAGCGUCGAGUGUGGAUAUUGUUGCAAAACCGCUUAAUCAGCAUAAUCAGCAGUGGAUAGAUAAGCCACCGAAUAAGAUACCAACAAAAAUACUCAACAUACGACCACCAACAACGUCCUUGGCGUCAACGUCGUUGUCGUCAACGACAUCGUCGUACGCAAAUUUCGCCAUGAAUUCCAGCCAACCAACACAAACGCCGGGCAAUCGUAUAACAUUUACCAGUCAAACGCUUCCUAACGGCACAAUAAAUAUCGGUGGUCCGGCUGGCCAUUCAUCUGGUUCAACAAUCAUAUCCACUUCACAAUUACCGAAUACCACUACAAUUAAGACAAUAACAUCAAGUGGGGCUGGAGGACAACAACAUCAUACACUACCGCAACAGGUACAGGUACAUCAAGUGUUGCAAACUAGCGGACCAACAGGGGUGACGGGUCAACCGUCACAACACCAUAAUGCAGCUAACCAAUCAGUAGGUGCAACACAGACGCAAACCUUAGUUAUAAAAUCAAAUAAUGCGGUAUCAUUGCCAGCGGGUCUGGUCUCAAGUGCACCAGGAAUAGUAACAAUGACCAAAACAAUUAAUCAGGGUAAUCAGCAACCUUUGCUAAAUUCCAUGAUACCGGCGAGUGUUGUAGUGGGCAUGCGCCCACCAAAUGCGCAGCAGCAGCAGAAAACUGUGCAAGGCAAUACAUUGGGACGAGUGGUUAUUGGUGGUCCGCAUAUGGUUGGUGCCAGACCACAAAAUCCGGCGAUAACACUCAGUACACUAGCACCUGGACAAACGCCUGCACUCAUAUUGAAAACAGAAAAUGGCUAUCAAUUAUUACGUGUUGGCACAGCCACAUCGGGUCCGGUGACACCAACAAUUGGCGGUAGCGGCGUUGGCACCAAUUCCACAAAUCCGGCACAAAUACGUUUACAAACUGUACCAGCUGCUGUAAGUAGAUUUACAGGGCCUAAUAUAGCACUACGUAAAACGAUUGUAAGAUCAUCCACCUCCACAACUACCACUACUACCACCCACCACCACCACCAACAACAACAACAGCAACAGCAUCAUCAACAACAGCAGCAAGUAAAACAGCACCAACAACAACAGGCAACAGCGACGAAACAGAUUAAACAAAAUUCGAUGGCCGUGUCCUCGUCUACAUCCAAUAAUAUUGUUGUGAAUUCAGUUGCAUCGAGUACUGCUGGCCCGCAUCACACCUAUACGUCGCAGGCGAAUAUAACAUUGCAACAGCCACAGCAUCAUCAAGCUCAGCUGCAGCAUCAGCAACAACAACAGCAGCAGCAGCAAACACAUCUGCAAACGCAUAACCAACAAUUACACCAGCAGACGCAACAUUUACUAUCCCAACCGCAAAUAACGCAAAUUCAAACAAUUCCAGCACAACAUUCAGCCGGUGCAGCCGCCUCUACGGGCUCAUCGAACACAACGACGAUGAGUAAUAAUCACAGUGCGGUAUCCACGGCUAGUGCGGGCACGACGACGGGGACACCCACGACAGUGACAACACAGCAAAGCGCUGCACAAGGCAAUACCAAAGAGAAGUGUCGCAAAUUUCUAGCUAACUUGAUUGAUUUGGCUACGCGUGAGCCCAAACCGGUGGAGAAAAAUGUACGUAAUCUUAUACAGGAGUUGGUUAAUGCGAAUGUGGAGCCGGAGGAGUUUUGCGAUCGGCUCGAACGCCUACUGAAUGCCAGUCCACAACCUUGUCUCAUCGGUUUUCUGAAGAAAAGUUUACCACUACUACGUCAAGCGCUUUUUACCCGUGAGCUUGUUAUAGAGGGUAUUAAGCCGCCACCACAUAAUGUAGCCGGUUUAACAACAUUGCAGCAGUUUCCAAAAAUACAAGCGCAAAUACGUCCAAUAAGUCAAAAUCAAACGACAACCAUUGGACAAACGCAGGUUAGAAUGAUUUCUCCUUCAGGUCCAGGCGGCCCACGUCCCAUUGGCCACACGACCAUCACUAAGCAACCCGCGGGCAUACGCAUACAGGGUCCCACCAAUGGACCACGACUUGUUAAUGCCCAAAUUCGUGGUCCCAUUCCAGCAUCCAUACAGCAAACUGUAAACGCUCAACUGCCCACAGCGCCGACGCAAGCGAGUAUUUUGCAUAUACGGGCGCCAACCGUAACGCAAAUAAGCCGACCCACGACAGUGCAAAUACGCACUGCCAAGGGUAAGAAUACGGCAUCGGGUAUAACGCAUGUCAAAGUUGGUCAAACGCAAAUAAAAGCGAUCCCUUCACCCGUACCCUCACUUAUCGCCACGAAUCAACCGCCCUCACUCACAGCUAUAUCCAAUAGCCUAGCACCCUCGUCGACACCAUCCCUAUCUGCAGUAUCAACUAUAUUGUCCACCAUCAAUUCGGUGGCUACAUAUUCAAAUGCCGGCAGUGGGACAUCGUUGCCCACACCAUCACUACCCACCGUACAACUGCCUCCCAGUUUGAUGCACCACAGCAGUAGCCAUUUGAGUAGUCAUCCCUCUAUUGCUGGCAUAGGAGAGAGCUUAAGAAUUAUUGAUCCUAAAUUGGAAAUCGGCGCCAUUAAACAGGAGAAAAUUGCACCCGUUACACCGACGGCGAACAAAUCGACAACAAAAUCUGGUGCGGCAUCCGCUAGUAAAGCGUCGAAUAAAAAGAAGAAAGAGCAAUUGGAUAAGGAGAGAGAAGAGAAAGCGAAUGCGUCGGGUGCUGCUGCAACAGCGGCAAUGUCUUCAUUCUAUCAACAGCCCUCCAUAUCGAUGUCAUCGUCUGUGUAUGGUGAUGAUGAUAUCAACGAUGUCGCUGCUAUGGGUGGUGUCAAUUUGGCCGAAGAGUCGCAACGCAUACUUGGCUGCACUGAAAAUAUCGGCACACAGAUACGUUCGUGCAAAGAUGAGGUAUUUCUGCAUUUGCCGGCGCUACAAGCGCGCAUACGGGCGAUGGUUAUGGAACGUGGUCUGGAGGAACCAUCUCAAGAUGUGGCGGUAUUGAUUUCGCAUGCGUGCCAAGAGCGACUGAAAAAUAUCGUCGAGAAAUUGGCUGUGAUAGCAGAGCAUCGAAUCGAUGUGAUUAAGGUUGACCCACGUUACGAAGUCACAAAAGAUGUGCGUGGCCAGAUAAAAUUCCUCGAGGAAUUGGACAAAGCCGAACAAAAGCGUCACGAGGAGUUGGAACGCGAAAUGUUGCUGCGUGCGGCCAAAUCACGAUCGAAAAUCGAAGAUCCCGAGCAGGCGAAAAUGAAAGCAAGAGCGAAAGAAAUGCAGCGUGCCGAAAUGGAAGAACUGCGACAAAGAGACGCCAAUAUGACUGCGUUACAGGCCAUAGGUCCACGUAAAAAAAUUAAACUUGACGGUGAUGCAUCUGGCGCUGGAGGGAACUCCAACAACAGCGGCGCAUUAGGUAGCACCAGUGUGCCGGCAGCGCCAUUACGGCCACGCAUUAAACGUGUUAAUCUGCGCGAUAUGCUCUUUUUCAUGGAACAGGAGCGCGAAACAUGCCGAAGCCAAAUGUUAUAUAAGGCAUAUCUUAAGUGAUCGACUCUGUACAGCUGUGCUAAGGAGUAGCAAUAAUGGCAUAAAUGUUGUAUAUAAUGAGCUUUCCGAACAUGAUGAAAUAGAUAUUACAUCAACUACAUACUUACAUACAUACAUACAUACAUAAAGUCAUUUAAUACUUUUUAUUUUAUAAUUUUCUAAGUAUCAAAUUUCGUUGUUACACUAUAUAGCAUACUGCUGCUAGCAAAACAAAAUGCCUACAUGCAUACGUACAUAUAAAAAUACACGUUUCGAUUGCUUGAGUAAAGUGGAAGGUAGUUAUAUAUAUACAUGCAUAGAUAUUUUUGUAAGCUUAUGCAUAUAAUUUUUUUUUUGUUUUUUUUUUUUUGUAAUACAACAACUACUAUCAUUUGACUUUAAUUUUGCCAAAUUUAUUUGGCAUAAUGUGGCAAAGCACUCCACUCAUUGCUACACAUACAUAUAGAUCUUCAAAAAAAAAAAAGGUAAAAACUUUACUGAAAUUAAAAGAAAGUUGCAAUUAGGCGGUUUAACGACGAUUUGUUUUGUAAUUAGUUGGGUGUAUGGAUUAUUGCAAUAUUUAGUAAGAACACCCCCCCUCCCCCACUUUAAUGAGUUAUUAAUAUUUUUUGAAUUUUAUUCUGUUAAUAACAUUUAAUGACAUUAUUCCCUAUUUUUUAUUAUUGAUUUAUUUAAUUAUUUAACAAAAGGCAAAACAAAAAUUGCAAUUCUUAUGUAGAAACAUGAAGUGGAAAAUUCGAAAGUGAAUUUUGUAAAGAAAAAAGAAUUGAAUAAGAGAUGAUGAAAGCAAUUUUUUAUUAGUUUAUUUUUUUUUAUAUACAAUAACAUAAAAUAUACUGUUUUUUGUUAGCAAUGCAAGCUCUUAAAGUAAACUUAAAAUAACAACAACAACAGAUGAUCUAUAGCUUCGAAAAACCUCCUUCCCAACUUUGUCCCUUUAAGUAAAUAAUUUGUAUUAAAAACAAAACAAAAAAACUGAGUAAAUAUAACUCAAACUUAGGCAGAAGACGUUACGUUAUAAAAACGAGUAUAUAGAAAAAAGAGAGAAGAGAUAGAGAGAGAGAGAGAGAAAAAAAAAAACAAAAUAUGGCCUUAUAAAUUUAGGUUAAUUACAGGCAAAAUUUGUACAUUUUCUUUAUGUCGUUCAAAAGCAUAGUGCUUAUAUAUAAUUUUCGCUAAUUACAGUACACAACAAUUGCACUAAAGAUAAACAACUGUAAUUUAAGUGUAUAAAUUUGCAUAUACAUAGAUAUGAAGUAAUGAAUUAGGUGAUGCUUAAUGAAGCAAGCAAACGAAUUGGCUGAACGGAGUGACGCAUACAGUGCAGGAGAUACGCUCAGCGCCCAUAUUUUUUUUUUUUUUUUUUUGUUUUUUUUUUUUUACCACACCGAAAUGGUUAAGAUUAGGACAAAUUUUUGAAAGUUUGCACAGCGGAGCAGCAUGAAUGUUGCAGGAAAAAUGCAAACAAAAAUAGUUGAGUGCAAACGAAAAUUUGCGUUUUUGACAUAUUUUUUUUUUCUUAUUACUUUCCUUAAUAUCUACUUGUAAGUUAAAAUUUUAAAUAAAAUUUCUUAUUUCUCUAAGAUUAUUGUAUACACGUACUGUUUGUUUGCAGCAAACACUUAUACACAACUUGCAAAUGCAAAUGCAUUCAAAUGCAGUAUUCAUGUUGCUUUGCCAUUGCCAAAUUAUACACAAAAGCACUUUAUACCCAAAAAAUAUAAAUAGUUGCGCGUGUGUAGAGCAGCGUUACAGCUGCGAGUAGAACGGUUCAAAACCAAUCUUAACGUUUAUAUGCGGCCUAGAAUUAAGUAGAAUUAUUCAUAGAAAUUUGUACAUUUGUAAGACCUUGUGUUGUGUUGUCCAUGGCGUAGGGCGUGCGGGAAAAACUGUUAUUUGGUAAAAGAAAUUCGCAUAAUAAAAUUUAAAUAAGUUUAAAUAACAGAAAUAAAUAAAAAAUUAAAUAUUAAGGUUUAAUCAUUGAAAAUCAUACACUUUAAAUAUUAAAAAAAAAAAAAAAAAACAAAGAAGAAAAUAGUUUAAGCAGAAAAAACUCUAAACGUUGAAACUAUUGAUAGCGGAGAUAAAAAAAGAUAAAAAAUAUAGAGAAAUGCAUUAUUAUAACAAAACAGCUUCUUAAUAGAAUUAUUUGCAAAGGCAUUAUUAAACAUUACAUAUUAAUAUGGACAUCCAAAAAAUAUAGCAAAUACAAAAAUAACAAAUAUAAGUUAAACAUAAAAAAAAAUACACUAACAGCCAACCAACCAACCAACAAAUCAAAUGAACAACGUAACAACCAACCCAUACAUACAUACAUGCAAUUAACGUAAUAUGUAUAAUGAAGGGAAAUCAUGAUGAUGCCAAUGCCGAUGAUGAUUGCAUCUACAUUUCUACAUUUAGAAAAUCCAACUAAAAACCGUAGUUUAUCACAACUAAUCAAUAAAUAUGUAAAUGUACGUAAAUUAAGUUAAAUUUUUAUUAUUUUGUAAUACAGCAUAAAAGUAAACAAAACUAAAAAAAAAAACUAAAACUAAAACUAAAACUAAAGAAACAAAAAACAAUACUUGCAGUUUCCGAUUAUCAAGUUCUUUUUGUAUAAUGUAGUGUAAAAAAGAAAGUUGAAUAUUAAACAAAAUAAAAACAAAAAUGGCAAUUAACAAAACAAAAAAUAUAGAAACCGAGAAAUUAAAAUAGAAAUUUAAAAUUAAACAAAAUUUUAAUGCUGGCUAAAACUUAGUUUUAACUAUUGUAUAUUACAAUGAAAUUGUGUAGUUAUUAAUAAAAUAAAUUAAAGUAAUUUAUAUGAAAAAGUAAAAAAAAAAAAAACAAAAAAAUACAAAAAAUAUACAAAGAAAACCGGAAGUAUAAAUUCAAACAAUUGAAAUAAAAUGACAACAAAUUGAAGUAGCGAGACAAAGCAGAAGCCCCAUACAACAACAAAAGCAGAACCUCCAAAAAAGCAACAACAACAACAACAACUAAAAAUAAAAAUAAAAAAAAGAGAGUGCAACACUAUUAGCCAAUUUUGGUUUGGCCUUGACUUGUUACAAUGGCGACAGAAAGAGAAAUCAAGUCUGCAGCAGGCCAAACAAAAGCCAACCGUAAAGUUGCUUCUUCUGCCACUCAGCAAAACGUUUCAAACUUAAAGAAUAGAACAAAGAACAUUUAAUAGACGAAUUUCCAGCAUAAAACCAAAAUCACAUAAGAGAACCAGUUUAAGAAACGAAAGAAGCAAAUAGGUCAGAAUAGAAUACAAGAAUGUAUUUAAAUAAAAAGCAUUAAAAAUAAAAAAAAUACAAUAUUUAUAAC
Ceratitis capitata (Mediterranean fruit fly) is the source of this 7484-nucleotide messenger RNA. RefSeq names its product transcription initiation factor TFIID subunit 4 (gene Taf4). Gene Ontology annotation, cellular component: transcription factor TFIID complex. Gene Ontology annotation, molecular function: RNA polymerase II general transcription initiation factor activity; protein heterodimerization activity; DNA binding. The record is from RefSeq and is a predicted model, not a curated record. The transcript is spliced from 11 exons. Lineage: Eukaryota; Metazoa; Arthropoda; Insecta; Diptera; Tephritidae. The coding region runs from base 66 to 4175 and encodes 1369 amino acids. Gene Ontology annotation, biological process: DNA-templated transcription; transcription initiation at RNA polymerase II promoter.